Messenger RNA from Dicrocoelium dendriticum, 767 nucleotides. Lineage: Eukaryota; Metazoa; Platyhelminthes; Trematoda; Plagiorchiida; Dicrocoeliidae. The record is from the annotation of a GenBank genome assembly.
ACAAUUGUGGAAUGGAGUUAAAUACAAGCAGCUCUGCGAUUUUCUGGAGGGUAUCAAAUGAAAUAAACACGUUAUGUAUCUGGCGAAUCACGAACAAACGAGGCGGCAGAAUCCUAUUAAAAAUUAACGAAUUGCGCAUAAAUUCGCGGACAGGAUUUGUCAGAAUUUUAGACGGACCUGAUUGCGGUGCCGAAGUCGUUCAUGUUUUCCAGCGGGAUACGCCUAUAGUACCUCAGGAAAUCCAAGGAAAAUCAAACAGGAUGGUUAUUGUCUUCUCAGUAAGCGGUGGACCCGAGUCUACCAUCAACGUUACUUUCGUUUUGCAAAGCCCUUGCUUUCCCUCCCAUCCGACUGCAUCAAAUGGAAGCAUUGAACUUCGGCAUUAUCCACCCAAGAUGUUUUGUAGCGCUACACUCUCCACCCCAAAUGCACAAGGAAUUCGCUUGAGAUUUUUUGGUCUUGACCUGGAAUAUGACGGCUCGCACCUUUUGGACUACUUGGUCAUAUUUGACGGUCCGGACUGCAUGGCACCACGUCUUACGGUGGCGUAUGGACCAAAUCACCAACUUCCAUUCAGCUCUCGAAACAACAAAGUGUCGUUGUUAUUCAUCAGCGAUUAUUCAACCCAAAAUGCCGGUUUUCAUCUCAAAUACAGACCAGAAACGCUGAUAGACAACUGGAAGAAGAAUGAUAUCCUCGAUACUACCUCCCAGCACAUAUUACGUGAGUUACGCCUCUCUCUUUGGAAAUGUACACGCAUAACUUAA